Molecule: messenger RNA, 1548 nt
Organism: Uranotaenia lowii
Lineage: Eukaryota; Metazoa; Arthropoda; Insecta; Diptera; Culicidae
Product: lanC-like protein 3 homolog
Exons: 3
Coding region: 179-1432 (417 amino acids)
Biological process (GO): peptide modification; carbohydrate metabolic process
Cellular component (GO): plasma membrane
Source: RefSeq, a predicted model, not a curated record
UGGCAUCCCUGCCUAGCACCCCUGAUAAUCAGUGAGCAUCCCUCGUCAGAUUCCAAUUGGAUUUCAAUCCAUCAACAGGCAAGGACAAAGGAGCAAAACAAAUUUAAAAGACCAGCAGUAGUCCUGGAUCGAUAGAUCCAGUUGGUGUCGUUUUCCGGUUGUUUUUUCACCAUUUCGGAUGGCAGCAGGGCCCGGGGGACGAUUCUUUCAGAACCCCUUCCAGGACUACGUGGGCGGUCCAGUGGUGAAAAAUGACGACCACAUCCGGGGGCUGAUUCAGUCCUACGUUCAUUUGAUUGUGGACAACACCCGUCCGGGCAAGAAUAGCGAUCACCGGGGAGAUUUGUACGUGGGCGAUGCUGGUAUUGCGUACAUGUUCCUGAAGUUGCACGAGGCAGGACUUUUCGGACCUGACGCCCUGCAGUAUGCAAAACAGUACGCAGCAAAUGCCAAAGGAAAAGCCGUUCGGUAUGCCGGACGAGCUGAAGAGCGUUGUUCGUUUCUCUGCGGCAAUGCAGGAAUCUAUGCGGUUUCUGCUGCCAUUUGCCAUACCAUGGGCCAAAGACAAGAGAUGGAUGAAGAUCUGAGAAACUUUGCUUCCGGCAUUACAGUUUGCCAAAAGAUAGACUUCAACAAAAAUGGAAGCGAUGAAUUGCUCUUUGGAAGAGCUGGUUAUUUGAGUGGAAUAUAUUGGCUGCAUCAGACCAUCGACAAAAGAUUGUUCGCACAUGACACAAUUAAUGUAAUAUCAUCCGUAAUAAUCGAAAGUGGAAAACGCUAUUCCGCUGCCCAUCGGAGCCCGAUACCGUUGAUGUUCCACUGCUGGGGAGAUGAAUAUCUGGGUGCAGCCCACGGAGUGGCGUCCAUUAUGCACAUGCUGCUGGAAACUCCACUGCACACCAAUCCGAAUAGCAACGAAAUGGCCGCUGUGCGUGCCACUAUUAAUAGCUUGUUGUCCCUUCAGGAUACCGAAGGCAAUUUUCCAGUUACACUCCAGGACUACGUACAGAAAGCAAGAGAUGAAACUUUGGUUCACUGGUGCCACGGAGCUCCCGGCAUAGUCUAUCUCAUGGCCAAAGCAUAUCUGAUCUUCAAGGAUCCGAAGUAUCUGCAAUCGUGCGUGCGCUGCGCGGAGCUCACCUGGCACAAGGGACUGCUGCGUAAGGGUCCCGGAAUCUGUCACGGCGUUGCCGGCAGUGGAUAUGUCUUCCUCCUCCUCUACAGACUGACCGCAGACCCCAAAUACCUCUAUAGGGCCAUUAGAUUUAUGGAGUUUUUGACGCACGAAGAGUUUAUCCGUUACGCACGUAAUCCGGAUCGACCGUUCAGCCUGUACGAGGGCUACGCCGGAACGGUUUGCUUCCUGAUCGAUCUGCUUCGACCGGAGCGAGCCAGCUUCCCCUUUAUGGAUGUGUUCGAAAUCAAAUGGUAAGAAAACUUAUAAACGAAAACAAGGCCCUGUUGGCCGUGACGAUCAUCAUGUUUAGGUGUUAUUCUCACACAUAAAUAAAUUAAUUUAUUGAUUCCUUUGGCAAUUCUGCACUAAAA